CAAAAAUCGCCACAUGUCCAAUUGCCUUCUUCUCCAAAUAAAAACGAGCGUCGAAUCCACGCUACGGCCACAAGCCGGGCUCCUAUAUAGUAUAUACAUAUGAAGUACAAUCCUCGCAAGCAUAAAAAACCAGAGACCAGACUCCAUAAAUCAACUCAGUUAAACGGGAGCAAUGCAGUCAUUGCAAGAGAAAGCCUCCGAGUGGAGUGGAGUUGACUCUGCUGACGCUUUUGCUAUUGACAACACUAACUUGUUUCAAAAGCUUGGCCUUCAAACUUUCAUCAACCUCUCCACAAAUUUUUAUAACAGGGUUUAUGACGAUGAAGAAGAGUGGUUUAGAUCCAUAUUUGUGAAUUCUAAGAAAGAAGAAGCCAUUCAGAAUCAGUAUGAGUUUUUUGUGCAGAGAAUGGGAGGGCCUCCUUUGUAUUCUCAAAGGAAAGGUCAUCCUGCUCUAAUUGGACGCCAUCGACCGUUUCCUGUCACACACCAAGCUGCAGAGAGGUGGUUACAUCACAUGCAGAAGGCAGUGGACAGCACCUCAGAUAUCGACGACGACUCAAAAAUCAAAAUGAUGAACUUUUUCAGGCAUGAAUUCCACCAAAUUACUUCUUUGCCAAUUCUAAUUAAACCCAUCUCAAAUAGCAUUAUAGUUCUCGUCAUUUUUUUUGCUUCAUGGUGAUGAGAGAUUGUGUACAUUCUUCUGCUCUUUAGGCACACCGCAUUCUUUCUCGUGGCUGGAGAUGAAUUGAAGAAUCAAAAUGGGCGUGUUCCUUGUAAGCAUGGCGCCAGCAAAUGAGCUGCUGUGUAAAGAAAGGAUUCAUCGUGACAAAACAAUGGAGAUACCAAUUCUUUUCAAAGCUCUUAACGAUAUCACAGCUGUCCAAAGGCAAACUUUCCUACAGUAUUUAUCAAUAAAUUUCGGCAUUUGCAGUUACAUUUAUUCGUGUUCUGAUGCAAAUGCAAAACUUUAGUGAACUUCAUGUAGUUUAUCAUUAGCUUAGCUGUAAUAGAAGAGUUAAGACUGUAACCUAGACUCUCUGAAACUCGGAACCGACGGAACUCGGAACUCGGGAUACAAAGGGAACCAAGUUUUGAUUGAUGUAUUAGAAAAUCUUCUAAUUCGCCAAAA
Messenger RNA from Populus trichocarpa (black cottonwood), 1129 nucleotides. RefSeq names its product two-on-two hemoglobin-3. NCBI's taxonomy places the organism in Eukaryota, Viridiplantae, Streptophyta, Magnoliopsida, Malpighiales, Salicaceae. The transcript is spliced from 3 exons. The record is from RefSeq and is a predicted model, not a curated record. Gene Ontology annotation, biological process: oxygen transport. Gene Ontology annotation, molecular function: oxygen carrier activity; oxygen binding; heme binding. Bases 173 to 679 code for a protein of 168 amino acids.